AUGGCACUGGGAAAUAACAAGACACUAUGUUCUGUAUGUAAUAAAAAUAAAAUAACAUAUUCUUGUGAUGGAUGUUCACAAAGAUUUUGUUUACUUGAUUUAACAGAACAUCGUCAAACAUUAAAUAAUGAAUUACAUCAUAUCGCCGGUGAAUAUAAUGAAUUUAAAGAAACAAUUAAUGAACAAAAACAAAAUCCACAAAAUUCUUCAGUUAUAAAACAAAUUGAUCAAUGGGAAAGAAAUUCAAUCGAGAAAAUUCAACAAACAGCAAAAGAUUGGAAAGAAAUUGUCAGUGAAUCAUUACAAACAUAUAUUAAUGAUAUUGAAAAGACAUUUAAUGAUUUAAAUGAACAAAUAAAACAAUUUCAGAUCGAAAAUGAAUUUAAUGAAAUGGAUUUAAGUUGUUUAAGAAAUCAAUUGACAGAAAUUACAGAACAAUUAAAUAAUUCAUCAAAUAUCUCUAUGCAACAAAAUCGACAAUUAAUAAUUAAUGAUAUUUCAAUUAUUUCAUUAGAAAAAAAGCCAACAUGGGAUAAAUGGAAACAAAACGCCAUCACUGUGACUGGUGGAAAUGGAAAAGGACAAAGCUUAAAUCAACUCAAUCGUCCGGCAGGAAUCUUUCGUGAUGCAAACAAAAAUAUUUUCAUUGCUGAUUAUGAUAAUCAUCGUAUUGUUGAAUGGAAAUAUAAUGCAAAAGAAGGACAAAUCAUUGCAGGUGGAAAUAAACAAGGAAAUGGAAUAGAUCAAUUGAAUCAUCCAACAGAUGUAAUUGUUGAUCAACAAAAUCAUUCAACCAUUAUUGCUGAUCGUGGGAACAGACGUGUGAUUCAAUGGUUAAAUCAAAAGCAACAAAUUCUCAUUGAUAAUAUUGACUGUUACGGUUUGGCAAUGGAUAAACAUGGAUUUCUUUAUGUUUCUGAAUAUAAGAAAAAUGAAGUGAGACGAUGGAAAAUGGGAGAAUACAACAAUGAAGGAAUUGUAGUAGCAGGUGGACAUGGAAAAGGAAAUCAACUGAAUCAACUUAGUUCUCCUACUUUUAUCUUUGUUGAUGAACAUCUAUCUGUUUAUGUAUCAGAAUUUUACAAUCAUCGUGUAAUGAAAUGGAGAAAAGAUGCAAAAGAAGGGAGAAUUGUGGCUGGAGGAAACGGUGAAGGAAAAAAACUUAAUCAAUUGCAUCAUCCUCACGGAAUAAUUGUUGAUGAUUUGGGUCGAAUCUAUGUGGCAGAUUGUGAUAAUGAUCGAGUAAUGCGUUGGUGUGAAGGAAAAGAAGAAGGUGAAAUUGUUGUUGGUGGUAAUGGUCUAGGAAAUCAAUUGAAUUAUCCUCGUGGUUUAUCGUUUGACGAUGAAGGAAAUCUUUAUGUUGCUGAUAGUUGGAAUCACCGAAUUCAAAAAUUUGAAAUAAUUUUGUAA
Messenger RNA from Adineta steineri, 1410 nucleotides. NCBI's taxonomy places the organism in Eukaryota, Metazoa, Rotifera, Eurotatoria, Adinetida, Adinetidae. The record is from the annotation of a GenBank genome assembly.